AUGCUGCAUGCCAAGAAUGUGCCUGGAAGGUUUUGGGCUGAAGCUAUGAGAACCGCAGCUCAUGUGAUCAACAAACUUCCUCAACCAAGGUGCUACACAUCACAUGAUGUGGUGUUUGAUGAAGCAUCAUCGCGGUGGUCCCCAAAAAAGGAGGUGUUACCAUACUCGAGAGAAAUUGAAGAUAAGCUUCAACAAAAGAUGGGGGAGCAAAUUGUUCCAAUCCAACCGAGUUCAAAUGAGCAUGAAGAUUCCCUUGAUGGUGACGAUGACGAGCAAGAAGUUAUUCAAAAUCCUUGGCAAACUAGUGUGCAUCAACAAACACUAGAAGAAGUUAGACCAAGUGAAGUGGAAUUACAGACUCCAUAG
Messenger RNA from Prunus armeniaca (apricot), 366 nucleotides. The record is from the annotation of a GenBank genome assembly. Lineage: Eukaryota; Viridiplantae; Streptophyta; Magnoliopsida; Rosales; Rosaceae.